This is a messenger RNA of Athene cunicularia (burrowing owl), 5189 nucleotides long. It is a transcript of the gene USP31, whose product is annotated as ubiquitin specific peptidase 31. Gene Ontology annotation, molecular function: cysteine-type deubiquitinase activity. Bases 42 to 3416 code for a protein of 1124 amino acids. The transcript is spliced from 16 exons. Gene Ontology annotation, biological process: protein deubiquitination. NCBI's taxonomy places the organism in Eukaryota, Metazoa, Chordata, Aves, Strigiformes, Strigidae. The record is from RefSeq and is a predicted model, not a curated record.
GAAGAGUGUCAGGCCCUGUGAACAUUGUGUCCAAGAACGCGAUGCAGUACCGCGGGAAUGCCCAGCAUGACGCGCAGGAGUUCCUGCUUUGGCUUCUGGACAGAGUCCAUGAAGAUCUGAACAACGUCGUGAAUUCCAGCGGCAUGCCUCCGCUCAAGCCACCGCUGGAGGACGACGUGCUGCUGGAGGGACCAGCCUUUCCAAUCAGUAGUACCUUUGUGCAGGAACUCUUUCAAGCCCAGUACAGGUCCUCCCUGACCUGCCCUCAUUGCCAGAAGCAGAGUAACACCUUUGACCCUUUUCUCUGCAUCUCUCUGCCGAUCCCUUUGCCUCAUACACGGCCGCUCUACGUCACCGUGGUGUACCGGGGGAAGUGCUCGCACUGCAUGCGCAUCGGCGUGCCCGUGCCCAUCUCCGGGACCGUGGCCAGGCUGCGGGAGGCCGUCUCCUCAGAAACCAAGAUCCCCACGGAGCAGAUCGUGCUGACGGAGAUGUACUACGAUGGGUUUCAUCGGUCCUUCUGCGACACUGAUGACCUGGACACCAUUCAUGAAAGCGACUGCAUUUUCGCCUUUGAGACCCCCGAGAUAUUUAGGCCUGAGGGUAUACUCAGUCAGAGAGGAAUACAUGUGAACAAUAACCUGAAUAACUUGAAAUGUGGCACUGAGCACUCCCGAACAAUAUCUUACUCUCAAGGAACAGUGAAGUCUGGAAAACUGGAACAGUCCUCCACGAAACCAGCAGCGACCGACAAGAUUGUGUUGCUGGUGUGUAACAGAGCGUGCACUGGACAGCAGAGCAGAAGGUUUGGCUUGCCUUUUGUGUUGCAUCUGGAAAAAACAAUUGCUUGGGAUAUUCUGCAGAAGGAAAUUCUGGAGAAGAUGCAGUAUUUCCUGCGGCCUGCAGCCUGCCUGCAGGUUUGCCCGUUCAGCUUGCGAGUGGUCAGUGUUGUGGGCAUAACGUACUUGCUACCUCAGGAGGAGCGGCCCCUCUGCCAUCCCACAGUGGAAAGGGCAUUGAAGUCAUGUGGACAGGGGGGAACGGCUCAUGUGAAAUUAGUGGUAGAAUGGGACAAAGAAACUAAAGAUUACUUGUUUGUGAAUACGGAAGAGGAAUAUAUUCCAGACUCCGAGAGCGUCCGCCAGCAGAGAGAGCUUCAUCACCAACCUCAGACCUGCACUUUAUCUCAGUGUUUCCAACUCUACACCAAAGAGGAACAGCUCGCCCCCGAUGACGCGUGGCGAUGCCCACACUGCAAGCAGCUGCAGCAGGGUAGCAUCACCCUCAGCCUCUGGACCUUGCCUGAUGUUCUCAUCAUACAUCUCAAAAGGUUCCGGCAGGAAGGAGACCGAAGGAUGAAACUUCAGAACAUGGUUAAAUUCCCCCUGAGUGGCUUGGACAUGACUCCUCACGUUGUCAAGCGCAGCCAGAGCAGCUGGAGUCUGCCGUCGCACUGGUCACCCUGGAGGAGACCGUAUGGUCUGGGGAGGGAUCCUGAAGACUAUAUCUAUGACCUGUACGCUGUCUGUAAUCACCACGGCACCAUGCAAGGGGGACACUACACAGCAUAUUGCAAAAACUCGGUUGAUGGCCAGUGGUACUGCUUUGAUGACAGUGAUGUUCAGCAACUUUCUGAAAACGAAGUCUGCAAGCAGACAGCUUAUAUUCUUUUCUACCAGAGACGCACAGCAAUCCCGUCAUGGUCUGCUAACAGCUCUGUGGCAGGCUCCACAAGCUCCUCGCUCUGCGAGCACUGGGUCAGCCGCCUCCCCGGCAGCAAGCAGCCCAGCAUCGCCUCAGCAGCCUCGUCCCGGCGCACGUCUCUGGCUUCGCUCUCGGAAUCGGUGGAGCUGACUGGGGAAAGGAGCGAAGAUGAUGGGGGGUUUUCAACUCGGCCGUUUGUCAGAAGUGUCCAGCGUCAGAGCUUGUCAUCUAGAUCUUCUGUCACCAGCCCGCUGGCAGUGAGUGAAAAUGGUGUCAGGCCCUCGUGGUCCCUCUCCGCAAAACUACAGUUGCGCUCCAACUCCCCAUCACGCUUCUCCGGAGAUUCCCCUGUACAUACCUCUGCCUCCACCCUGGAGAAGAUCGGGGAGGCUGCUGACGAUAAAGUCUCCACCUCCUGCUUUGGCAGCCUGAGGAAUCUCUCUAGCAGCUACCUGGAGCCCUGUGACGGCAGUCGGCGUGAGCACAGGACGGCUCGCAGAGCCCCUUUGGCCGUCAUGGAAGGGGCGUUCAGGGAGGAGUCUGUUGUAAGGACAUCGAGCUCGGAUCUUUCAGAUGGGUGUGGGAAGAGCUCUGUGCAGCCGGACAGGAAUCGCCCUGCUUUGGACCCUUUUGAUAACAACAAUCAGAUCGCCUUUGUGGAUCAGAGUGAUUCUGUGGAGAGCUCUCCGGUCAAGGAGGUGAAGGCCCCUGGGGCAGGGCUGGCCGCAGAGAAGGCGGAUGGCACCCCUAAGAAGGGUCAUGGCUCCAAGGGCGUUUCUGAGCCGGACAAAAGCUUGAGGAAGGGAAGGACAGUCUUACCUACCCAAGAGACCAAAGUCUCUCACUCUUCUCCUCAGCUAAAGAGCUCCCAGAAAGUUUCCCGAUCUAGGAGUAGGACGGACUCCUCUCGGGCCGGUGGGCGACAUGGGUCUCCUGCUCCCAGCCAGGUGAGGAAGGACCACAGCACGAAGCCCCCGGAGGCGGCCGUCCCGUCGGCCCAACAGAAGCAAAAGCCAGGUUCUUCUCCAUCCUCCACAGCUGCCAAGAAAACCCCCUCGGGCUCAUUGACUAAGGGGUCUUCUGCUGGGAAGAGCCGGGCUUCAGACCGGAGCCUCAGCAGGGAGGGCUCUAAGAUAAGUCUGGGGUCGGAUAAAACGAGCGUUACCAGCAGUUCCCGAACGAGCUCCCCGCGGAUCAGCCACUCCCGGAGCGACGGCCGGGCGGCCGACAGCCGGCACGUGCGGAGUUCCUCCAUGGCCAACCUGCGGUCCCCAAACGUCGGGCUGCGCUCUGGCUUGAAGAGGGACAGCAAGUCGGAAGAGAAGGGGUUGUCUUUCUUUAAAUCGGCCUUAAGGCAGAAGGAGACCCGGAGGUCGGCAGACCUGGGAAAGACAACGAUGCUCUCGAAAAAGACGGGGAGUGGCUGUUCCAAGUCAGGCAGUAAAACCGUGCUGGAAGACAAAUCAGAGAAAGGUGUUGUCCCACCAGCCCCUCAGACCAACGCCAACAUUACUGCAAAAGAAAAACUGGUCCCUAAAGAUGCCACACCCAACAAACAUUCUCUGCUAUCCAGCCGCAAGUCCAAGUCUUCCCAGCUAGAUCCCGGAGUCCAGUCUCCUCCUUCCAGUGGCAAGCAGGCUGCUGACAAGCCGCUGAAAAAAUUACCUUCCAGCAUGCAGGUGUCUGUACGGCCUUCUCUGGAACCUCAGUGAAAUGCUGCAAUCCAGGUGUCUUUUCUUCUGCUGAGAAGCUAAUUUAUUCUGAGCUCUUGUUUUUUUGUUCAUGUGCCUAAUGUAUGUUUUGAGGAGAAGUUAACUGCAAGUUGUUAAAGCGCCUUUUGAUUCUGCCAUCAAACCAAAUAGCCACAGGCAGCCAGCACUGAUGCAAGUAGUCUAGCUGGAGUCGUUGUUGAACAUGAAUGCAGCUGUCCCAUAGCACUUGUACAGGAGUCUCUUUACAGAAAAUGCAACAACUUUCUUCAGAUUCAGGGUCUGAAAUCUGAAACCCAGUUGUACUGACAUUAGUGUGCUUUGUAGAGCUGUGAACUGAUAUUCCUUUGGUCUUGUUCUGAGCAGGCUGUGUCCGCGCUGGCGUCUGGCCUUGUUCUGAGCUGUGGAGGAUGCGAAGGAAACUGGAGAGACUGCCGCUUCUUUAUGCUCUCUCUCAGCCCUCUCUCCCUGCUCCCCUCCAUUUUUCAAGCUUUCUAAAGGGCAAUAUUUCAACACUAAUGUUGUUUCUCAGGUAUAUACUCAGCCAGUAUAGGAGGGACUAGCAUUAGUGGAUGGACAGAAAGGUACCUGUGUGUCUGUGCGUACAUGCGUCUGUGUAACAGAUUUCAUUUUUGCAUUCCAACGCCAGAAAGUUUAUUUCUGUGAAACGUAACCUGCAUUUUUUUGUUGCUAUGUCUCUGAAGAAUUUUGCUCUGUCCUUACCUAAGGCGCCCUCUACCCUAUCCUCUUUGAUUACAUUCUCUUCCGAAACACUACAUUAAGCACCAGAAGAAAUCACUACGCAGCAGCUGGUUGCCAGCUCGUACCUGUGGGUGCGGGGCGGGCGCGGUGCCGUGGGAGAGCUGUCUUCGUGCAGCUGGGUGGCAGCGGUGCUGGUGGGACCCCUGCUCAGACUCCUGAGAAGAAGCGUUUCCUAAUGUGCUCAGAUGCUUAGUCGUAGUGGUGUGAAUAUAGCAUCCGUUAUUUAUAGGAGUAACGUUUAGAUAAGCCAAGUGUCGUCUUGUCUUCUCUGCCUUCUCUGAGCAUGCUUUGAACAAGCCUCUUCCCGCGGGCUGGAGGGGCUCUACCAGAACACCCCGGAGCACUUCUCACGUGCCCCCGAGCGCUGCUGCCUGCGGCGUGCUCGUCCCCCUCCCCACGGCCCCUCAGGGCCCCGCUCCUGCUUGGUCACCACCUCUAUCAGGGUUAAAACACUACAUCUAGUCACGUCUUUGUUUACAUGCCCUUCUGACAGGGGAGGUUCCUCAAGCUCUUUAAGAUUCCUCUUAACAGGUGGAUUCCUCAAGUCCUUUUCUAUACAUGUGGUGUAAUCUUUUGGUUUUAAUUUCAUCAGUUUUUAUCGAUGUGCUGCGUAUCCUCUGUGUACAGCAGCAGCCUGCGGUGUGGGUCAGCAGCUGGGCAGUGGGCACGCUUGUCUUCUGAGUGCGGUCUUGGCCUCUCGUAGUCUUGCGUGGCAGAGCUUCUCCAGGCUUAGCUUGUGGACAGGCCUCUGUACCCCUCCGCUGUCAGCGCAUCCGACAGCCCUCGCCGAGCAGGGACUGAGCUGCUCUGUGCCCCCUCCCUUGAGCUGACGUGCUGGUGACCUGCAGGAAGCCUUGUCCCCGGGUCUGCCGGGCACCUCUACUCCGCGGUCAGGGUUUGUGCUCGGCUGGCCCCGCAGCUGCAGCAGGCUUCGCAGAGAAGCGUUUUGGGGGUGGCUGGCGCCCCGGAGAAAAGGCAGCGUGUGCGUGGAGCUGGGCUGGGGAGCCCUGCCCG